CUUGAAUGGCGUUUCGAAGAAGAACUAACUCAUUGCACUGAUGUCCUACUGUCGCGGAUAGAGAGCCCAUUUCAUUCUGUAGUUGUUUCAUUGCAGAAAGGGAAAGAUUUUCUCUUUCCAAGCAUGCCAUUGAAAUCUUAUGCUGAUUUAAUUCAGUUAGUAAGUCCAAGUGGUCUGAGGAAUUAUUUUCUUUUGACUUCUGCUGCAGAAGAAGUGUUUCAAGAAGGUAAAAAUCGCAAAUACAUUUAAUAUGAAGCGGAAUCUAUUUACUUACCUGGUUGAAAGUAUUUUGGAUAUAAGAAAUGAGGCUCGAUUGUUCUGAGACGAUGUCAGAAAGCCUUUUUACCUCCGCUCGAAGGCAUUCGAUUUCAUCAAAGCUAUCUUCUUGAACCUCUUCCGAAGGCGAUGGUGUUGAACAUGGGUAAUUUUGGUUACGUAUAUUUGGCGAUAUGAAAACUGCUAUGCUUUUGA
Messenger RNA from Rodentolepis nana, 471 nucleotides. The record is from the annotation of a GenBank genome assembly. Lineage: Eukaryota; Metazoa; Platyhelminthes; Cestoda; Cyclophyllidea; Hymenolepididae.